GAAUGGGACACGAUUCAACUCGACGUCGAGCAGAUCGACCAGUUCUUGCAAGUCAACCUCGGCGAGAUGUGGCCACUGCAGACUGAGCGCGGCGAGAUCGGAUUCGCACUCCCGCUUUCGUCGUGGGCUUACCUGUACAAGCUCCGGCAGAUAGAGUGGAUUGUGCAGCUCGGGUUUGAGCUCUCAGUGUACCAGCCCGACGAAUUGGCGGGCAUGUACUGGUACCUGAACUACCUAGCCAAGACUCGCGCACAACACGGCGACCGCAUCAAAUCGUUCACGCAGAGGGCGCGUGAAUCCCAGCACAAGACGGAUACUCCGGGGCGCGAGCAUGAGCAUUCCCGGUCACAGGCCUACAUCCGCAUCACCAUGCUCGACGCGGCCUGCACUUGGGAGUUCGCCGACGGCCUGUGCUGCCUGUACACGGUGCUCCAGCGGCUGGGGCUCGUCAAGUCGCCACCGCGUCCCUAUAGCACCGACGCGCUGCGGUACGAUAUGCGCAUGAAGCCGUUUGCGUACAUCGCGCUGCCGCCGCUGCCGACGUUCGACGAGCUCACGCGCGCCACGGCCCAGCCCGAGACGUCCAUCGCCGACCUCAUGCGCUACGCUGAGAACGCCGUCGGCGGCGCGCGCAAGGGCUACGAGGCGCUGAGCAAGUUCAGCGACGCGCAGGCGUUUGCCGUCGGCUCGCACGCCGUGUGGGUAGCUAAUGUGAAGGGCUGUCUCAAGGCUGCGAUCGCGGCCGACGUGGCCAUCUCGACGGUGCAGAAGGCGUGGGCGCAGAUGGAGGCUGAGGAAACACCGGGCGGUGAGGGGGACGGUGAUCCUGAGGAGAAGGGGAAGGGGAAGGGUAAGGAGAAGGAGGUGGUUGGGGGUGGUAGUGAGGGUGGUAGUAAGGGUAAGGCCAAGGAAAACGCUGGGGCCGGGGGUAUGGAUCAGGGCAAUAUCAAGUUGAAGCUUGAGAUGCCGGAGCCGGGUAAGGGGUAUCACGACUGGUGGGUUGUGCCGAAGCUCAUUGCUAUUGCGUGA
This is a messenger RNA of Anthostomella pinea, 1029 nucleotides long. Lineage: Eukaryota; Fungi; Ascomycota; Sordariomycetes; Xylariales; Xylariaceae. The record is from the annotation of a GenBank genome assembly.